AGGCGGGCCGCUCCUGGAAAGGGCGCAACUUGGGAGCUCCCGGGUGCUGGCCCUGAGGAGCGGGGUCUCUCUCCGCCGUCGCCCGUGGGAGGCAGGCAGGCAGGGCGCAUGCUCGGCGCGCUCCUCUUUAGAGCCCCCUUCCCAGCAGGGCCCAGCCCCCUUGCACGUGCUUUCCUCGCCCGGGAGGCGGAGGAGGCGACCCGUGGAGCGAGCAAAGCCCUUCAGCGGCAGCAUCGCCCGGGCGCCUCGCCGCCUCCCCCUCCUCCCCAAGCACCGGCUGCCGCUGCUGCCGCUGCCAUGUCGCUGGAGACGGAUCCCUCCCGCCGGCGGAGACACACACAGGACACCCUCGAUUUUCCCAGGGAACUGGAGCACAAGUCCGACCCACACAGGAGAGCAUCUUGCUGUGACAGGCACUGUGCUGCCAUUAACAAUGUCCAUGGCGACCUGGGGGACUUGCAUUCAGAGUCCCAUCAGCAUGGCAUCAUCACUCCUAGGAUAGUUCCAGUGCUUUCAAACCCCUCCUGCUGCUGCCAUCCCUCCGAGGAAGUUCAGCCCUGUGACGGCUGCCUGAAAACCACCCUCACUGCUGAGAACGAGGUGGAAGCCCAUAAGCUUUCCAAUAACUACAAGUUUGGCUUUAAGAAAUGGAAGAGUCAUGUGACAGCCAGGCCGUGGGAAGACCGCUCCGAAAUUGUGAAGGAGCUCUACUCGGACUUGAACAUCAUCAAAAGGUCUUCAGGUUCUAUGGUGACAUGUGGGAACCUCUUCUAUGUGCUGUCCUUUGGCUGGUGGCUCGCCUUGCUUUACGUCCUGGUCUCCAUCGUGAUGUUCCUGACGGUGGUGGGAGCCCCAUAUGGAAAGCUGUGUUGGAAGCUUGCUGGAUACUUCCUUUGGCCUUUUGGAAAAGUGAUUCAGAAGACCAAAACGUACGCUCAGCAUUGCAACAUGAAGUUCAACAAAUAUGAGGUCAUUGCGGAAGUGAACGAGGUGAAGGAGACCUCUCCGCUUCUUCCCUGGCAGGAAACAGCCAGUCACCACUGUGAUUCUCGCUGGCGGCGCCUCGACACCUACGCCUGGCUGCUGCUCGGAUUCCCGCUCCUCUCUCUCGCCCACAGCCUGGUGUGCUUUGUCACCUGGCUCCUCGUCUUCACCAUCCCCAUUGCCAAGAUGAAUGCCCGCACAGUCACCAAGGUCCUGCUCCUGCCCCCGGAGCGUGUCCAUGUGCAGCGCCUCCGGAAGACGGAGGUUCCCCUGGAUGCCGAAGUGGUCCUCUGCUGCUACCGUGCUGUGAAUGCUUAUUAUUACAAAUACGCCGUGGAUGGGAUCAAUGUCUUUGCUGUCAACCUGCUUCCUCUGGUCAUUGUGACUCUCGUCCUGGGCUAUUCGGAUAAACACAACCACUACACCAGCUCCAUGAGCAAGUUCACAUUAGCUCUCCUCUCCAUCAUGCCUCUGUCCUACUACAUCGGCAUGGCUAUUGCCAGCAUCUCAGCACAGAGUAACUUUGCAGUGGGGGCUGUGGUGAACGCCACGUUCGGCUCCAUCAUAGAGCUGACCUUCUACAUCACUGCGCUGAUCAAAGGGGCCCGCGAGAAGAACAGAUGCUAUGAGGAAAUCGUCAAGUCUGCUUUGACGGGGACGCUUUUGGGCUGUGUCCUUUUUGUCCCAGGGUUGUGCAUGGUGAUUGGAGGCUGCAGGCACCAAGAGCAGCGAUUCAACAGCCGGUCAGCUGGGGUCAGCUCUGCCCUUCUCUUCUUGUCUGUGGGAGGUGUCUUUGCUCCAACCCUCUUCUCCAAAGUCUAUGGGAGGCUGGUCUGCGGGGAAUGUCAGAACCUCACCCAGGAAGCAUCUGGGCACUACGUCUGCCAGGGCUGCCACUUUGACUUGAUGGAAAACAACGGUACCCUCUACUACAGUCAUGUUCAGCCCCUAGUGUACACAGUGUCACUCCUGCUUCCAAUAGGCUAUUUCAUUGGCCUCUUAUUCACCCUGAAGACUCACUCGCACAUCUACGAUAUUCACAUCAGCGACUGCCACACGCCUGGCCACCAUCACAGUGCUGUGGUCCACUGGUCCCGCUGGAGGGCCCUGCUCAUCCUGCUGGUAGCCACCCUCUGCAUGUCUGCCUGUGCUGACCUGGCCACUGAACACAUCAGCCCCAUCCUGAGGGGCUCCACGGUGUCUCAGUACUUCAUCGGCGUGACCGUGCUGGCCAUGGCGCCAGAGCUCCCCGAGAUAGUCAACGGGAUCCAGUUUGCCCUGCAGAACAACCUCAGCUUGAGCAUCGAGAUCGGGAGCUGCAUUGCCGUCCAGGUCUGCAUGUUACAGAUCCCCAUCGUGGUGCUGUUCACAGUGUUCUAUCCUACAGACUUCAUCUUGGUCUUCAGUGACCUCCAUGUCUAUGCCAGCAUGUUCAGCGUGGUCCUCAUGAACUAUAUCUUUAUGGACGGCAAGUGUGACUACUUCCAAGGCACUGUGCUGGUGAUGGUUUAUUUCAUCCUCCUUGCCGUCUACUACUUUGCUCCAUCUCCUGCUGGCUGCUAAGCAUCGGCUGAGUCUUCCUGAUGCUCUGGAAGCCGGCUGCUCCCCACAAUUAGCAGCUCCUUCCCAGAAGGGUCUUCUCUCAGGGAAGAAGUUGGAGCCCGGCUCUCCACCGAGCAAACCAGGAGACCACACACUCUGUGGAGCAAAAGGACCCACCGAGACUCUCUUCCACCCCCACCUUUUUAAACCUUUGUCUUCCAAACACUUCAGUGUAUUAAAUGAAGCAGGAGUCAGAAAGCUUGUUGCAGCCAGCUCCUGUGGACCCGAGAAGGUAUCGUACCGUCAGGAAAUGACGACUUCCUGUGGCUCAGAGACAUUCCCAGGGGCCCGAGCUUCCUGGGGUUGAUUUUAAGACUGGGGCUCUGACUUGUGUUCACAACAGCUACCUCCUGUUCCUGUGUCACUGCUGACAGGAGCAUCUCAAAGUAAAAUGGUGACUGUUCUUCAAGCUCAGAGCAUAAUAAAGGAUCGCUAAUCAGUGUCCCCCCCCCCCACAGUUUGCUAUUAAAAACCUGUUUGUACAAAUCCCA
This is a messenger RNA of Hemicordylus capensis (graceful crag lizard), 3077 nucleotides long. RefSeq lists its product as uncharacterized. Gene Ontology annotation, biological process: intracellular calcium ion homeostasis; calcium ion transmembrane transport. The record is from RefSeq and is a predicted model, not a curated record. The coding region runs from base 109 to 2547 and encodes 812 amino acids. The transcript is spliced from 20 exons. Gene Ontology annotation, molecular function: calcium:proton antiporter activity. Gene Ontology annotation, cellular component: endomembrane system; membrane. NCBI's taxonomy places the organism in Eukaryota, Metazoa, Chordata, Lepidosauria, Squamata, Cordylidae.